AUGGAACGGCAGAAGCAAGCUCGCGCUGCGAUUAGGACCGCUAUCCGCACCGAAAUACAACGCCUGCAUCAGCGCAACCAGCGUAUCGAUCGUGCGGCCAUCAAGGCAAAAUACAUUGCCAAGAGGCCGGAGUUUGCAGCCUCGAUCCGUGCCACGGUUGAUGACAACACUGCAAAUCUUCUGAGAACCAGCCGCCCGCCCCCUCCAGCUGUUGUCAGACCCGCCUCCUCGGAGUCUGAUGAGCUUACCAGCGAUGAUUCCAGCAAUGAAUCCAGCGAGGAAGGCUAUGAUGGGACUUCCACUGAAAGUUCUGAGGAUGAGUCGGACGACAACUCGCAGGAAAAUUCUGCCAGCACAGACGAAUCUGAGCCUGCUGAAAAUGCUCUUCUUCAAGACUUCAAGGACGACCUUGCCAACGGAAUUGAUAUGAUGAAGCAUAUGACCGUAUCCGAAAUGCCGUCUUUGACGCAGCAGCAGCAGCUUCUGAGCUCUGACGAUGAAGACGAGGGCGUGGCGAGCAUCCCAGCGUCGGGUAACCUGGACCAUUCUGUUUUGGUGUCUGCUAUGCUAGAAAGCAAGGGGUACAAAAUGCCUCCUCAGUGUGGACUGCUCGGGAAGCUCCGCCCAGCAAUCAACGAAUCGAAUGGAAACGCGGAUCCUCGAGUUGUAUUGAACACCAAUGUCCCAUUUUCAGCGUUUAUCUGCGGACUUCAAGGGAGUGGGAAAUCUCACACUACGUCUUGCAUUAUUGAGAAUUGCUCCAUGACGAUGCCAAUGUUGGGCAAUCUGAAACGCUCAGUUUCAACCCUGGUCCUCCACUUCAACGAGUACAGCUCGAACAUCAACACACAACCCAGUGAAGCGGCAUUCCUAGCGUCAAUACUCCCUCAGUACAAGUCGCAAGCGAAACCCAUCCCCUUGCGUAUUCUCGUUUCGCCCACGAACCUCCACAAUCUCUCCAAAAUGUACUCACAGAUCCCGAACGUGCAAGUCCGUCCAUUUAAAAUCCAUCCUGGUCAUUUGAACAUUAGCAUGAUGCUUUCGCUCAUGUCCAUGUCCGAAGGUAGCAGCAUGCCGCUUUAUAUGGGGCAGGUGCUCAAAGUACUGCGAGAGAUGGCGAUGGAGAGCGGAGGGCAGUUCAAGUACACCGAGUUCCGCGGGCGCCUUGACGAUCUGAAACUGGACCGAACCCAGACGCCUUUCUUAGCACAGAGACUGGACCUUCUUGAUUCCUACCUUGACCUCCGCGGCGCCUCUACCGGUGACUACUUUACUGACGGUGGUGUCACCAUUCUCGACUUGUCCUGCCCAUUUGUUGACCAGGGUACGGCCUGCAUCUUGUUCAAGAUUGCGAUUGAUCUAUUCCUUUACGCGCAUCCGUCGCGUGGCAAGAUGAUCGUUGCGGAUGAAGCUCACAAGUACAUGACCGAUACCCCAGCCGCGAAAGAGCUCACCGAGACCUUCCUGACCAUCAUCCGCCAGCAGCGCCACCUCGGCGUCCGCACCGUCAUCUCAACACAGGAGCCCACCAUCUCUCCCCGUCUCAUCGAUCUGUGCUCAAUGACCAUCAUCCACCGCUUCACCAGCCCGAAGUGGUACGAGACUAUCCGCAGCCACCUCCCGAUCGAGAAAGUCAACGACAAUAACGAACACGGCAUACCCGACGGCCUUUACCGCAUCGCGAGCCUUCGCACAGGCGAGGCGAUUGUUUUCGCGCCCUCUGCUCAGCUUGUUGACGGGGACGGCGUGUCACUGGAUACCAAACACCGCACAUUCAGACUGGCCGUUCGCAAGCGCAUUACCUGGGACGGAGGCCGCACCAUCCUGUCCAUCCGCUAA
Messenger RNA from Aspergillus mulundensis, 1839 nucleotides. RefSeq lists its product as uncharacterized. Lineage: Eukaryota; Fungi; Ascomycota; Eurotiomycetes; Eurotiales; Aspergillaceae. The coding region runs from base 1 to 1839 and encodes 612 amino acids. The transcript is spliced from 5 exons. The record is from RefSeq and is a predicted model, not a curated record.